Molecule: messenger RNA, 873 nt
Organism: Pelagomonas calceolata
Lineage: Eukaryota; Pelagophyceae; Pelagomonadales; Pelagomonadaceae
Source: the annotation of a GenBank genome assembly
AUGAUAAAUUCUUAUAAGGUCAAGAUUUUGACGGACGAGGUCGAGGCGAAUAAUUUGGGCGACGAGGCGUUCGAUGAGAGGUGGAAACGGUGGUACUCGUGUAGUCUGUGCGAACAAAAUUACCACGGCGUCGUGCGGGGCGCGCUCGGGUGGGCUUGCUGGAAGACGUACUUGGGACGGCCGGAUUCGGACCAAGAUCGGCGCAUGGCGAUGGUGCAGCUUGGGAACAGUUUGUCCGCCGCGGGCCACCACGAGGACGCGUUGGCCGUGAAACAGGCCCACUUGUCUACGGAGCGGCGCCUUGGCGCAUCGGAACGUAACAUUCUCGCCGCGCAGGGCAAUCUUGCGAAUACGUAUCAUAUGCUUGGACGGCACGAAGAGGCUCUGCGCGUACGGCGAGAGGUCUACGCCCAACGCUUGAAGCUAUCAGGUAAGGAACAUGUAGAAACCAUUAGAGAAGCGCUCUGCUACGCUCUUGUGCUCAUCGCCUCUCGUCGUUUCAACGAUGCCAAGACACUGACGCGCAAAACAAUCCCCGUGGCGCGACGCGUUCUCGGAAAUUCGCAUGAAUAUACGCUCAGAAUGAGGUCGAGUUACGCGCGGGCGCUCUACGAGGACGACGGCGCCACGCUCGAAGAUCUCCGCGAGGCCGUGGAGACGCUCGAGGACGCGGAACGGAUCGCGCGGCGCGUGCUCGGUGGUGUGCAUCCGAUCACAGAGGCGUUUGAGGAUAAUUUGCAAGACGCUCGAGACGCGCUCCGCGACCGGGAAGAAACUCGGGACGCGUUUCGGACGGCGCGCGCGAAACUCGCCCAAGAGCGGGCGGAGCUCGCCAAGACGCUCGCCGACGCGAUUGCGAGGCUGCCUAAAUGA